Molecule: messenger RNA, 174 nt
Organism: Bipolaris maydis ATCC 48331
Lineage: Eukaryota; Fungi; Ascomycota; Dothideomycetes; Pleosporales; Pleosporaceae
Source: RefSeq, a predicted model, not a curated record
UCUUGCAAAAUCCGCCAAAAUCUAAGUUCUAAAAUAAAACCAAAAACAUACGGCAGCGGGGAUUCGCUAGUGGUCACCCACCUAACUACUAAUCCGCCGGUAAAUUGCUUAUAUAGGCCAGAUCGGACGGGAUGGCUAGCGCUAAAUUUCCUAUGGCCGUAUGUGCCAGAAUGA